UCAAACGCUGAUUUGGAACUAAAGAGUGAAUACUUGAACUAGAUGAAGUAUUAUCUAUAUCCAUCGUGUGAGAUGAAUUCUACUCUCCCUCGCUGUCAAUGCAGCUCAGUGCGCAUGCGCGUUAUCCUUUUGAUUUAUUAAUAUUUAAUAUCAAUGGCUGACGCUGAUUUCUAAAGCAUCUCCUAAAAUUACGAAGAAAGCUUUGACACGUUUUCUGAACAUCGAGGUGAACGUCAGUCUCUUGUGUUUUAUUCGACGAGCUUCGAUCAUAAUCGGUCAGAAUUCAUCUGUAGCACCAAAAUGGGACAAAAAUGUCACAUUUAACCCUUUGCGCUCCAGUGUCGACAUUAACGCGAGCAGAAGAUGAUGCGUCAGGGGCCCGGGGCCGGCAGUGAUUUCUGUGUGGACAGCAGGCCGUCGUGUUUAGCCGAGGACGGGAGACUCUCGCCGAGCCACUUUGAUUUGUGCCCCACCAAGUUCUAUCAGUCUUCUCCUCCGCAGCGGCCUCGACAGAUGUGCUUCGCUUACCUGCCUCCUCCAGCCAUCCUCAAACCCACGCCAUGCCACGAGGAGCCACCGCUGUCCCCGGGGCCCGCUGCCGCUCAGGCCAACGACAAGAGCAGCGACUCCAAGAAGAAGAGUGCGUCAGGGAGGUCUGGGAAACGCGGUCGUCCGGCGGGCACCACCAAAUCAGCCGGAUACAGAACCAGCACAGGCAGACCUCUGGGCACCACCAGGGCCGCCGGCUUCAAGACCAGUCCGGGGCGGCCGCUGGGCACCACCAAAGCCGCGGGGUAUAAAGUGAGUCCCGGUCGCCCGCCAGGGAGCAUCAGGAGCCAGUCGCGCCUGAGCAAACUGAGCUACAGCGCCUGCAGCGGUGCCGCGUUUCCCUACAGCAUCAUGCACAAACCUGGAGCCUGUGACGCUGCGCUGAAGGAGGAGACGACCACAGAAACGCCAAAAAUGCUGUUUCAAGCUCCGCCGUUCCUCCUCACCGGCUUCCCCGUAAGAAACCAAAAAACCCCGCCGCCGAUCAGCGUCAUGCCAUCGGAGGUCUUUUCCCCGGCGGCCAUGUGUCCAGACGGCGGUCAGUCGAGAAACGCUCUGCCGGUACCCAUCCACAGCACUCUGCCAUCAUACUCCUGAACUCCUGAACUCGUCUGUCACACACACACACACACACACACACACACACACACA
Molecule: messenger RNA, 1200 nt
Organism: Sinocyclocheilus anshuiensis
Lineage: Eukaryota; Metazoa; Chordata; Actinopteri; Cypriniformes; Cyprinidae
Gene: cunh5orf24
Product: chromosome unknown C5orf24 homolog
Exons: 3
Coding region: 364-1146 (260 amino acids)
Source: RefSeq, a predicted model, not a curated record